UUUUUAUCGAUAGAUCUUGGUACAAACAUCCCUACGGCAACUGCCCUCCCUAUAUCGAUCAGCACCGACAAAGCCUAAUUUUGCCUGUUUGCUCAAUACUGUCCAUGACCAAACGCCUCAAGAGCCACCAUUUAACAAGCCAAAACAAACCUAAACUUUAACAUUUUAGGUCGAUUUUAGAUUAUCAGAGCUUUAAGGUGAAGCCUAUUGGGGAUUGAAUUUAAUUUCUUCCCAUCACGUCAGAGCAUGCGAUAUUGUAUUUUACGCAGCUGAAAAUAGAUGUCAUUCCGUGUACUGCAUAUUAAGUGUGGUUUUCACUGGCCGCAGGAAGAACGGUUUCAGAAAAAUGUGUGUUUUACUAUGAUACCUGAGUCCUUAGGCUCGGAGAGACGGUCUGAGCUGGAUUGUGGGAUGGUGUGGGCAUAGUGGGAAAGUGGGCAGUGGGAUUCAGAAUGUGGGACUGUGGUUUCGCGAUAUGGUUGUUCCUGGCGCUGGUGGGCGCUCAGAAGCCGAACCUCGACGCCAUCUUGAACCGACGCACGGACGUCUACAUCGCCGGGUUCUUCCCUUUUGGCAAGGGAGUCGAGAACUCGCACACUGGGCGAGGUGUGAUGCCGAGUGUGAAGCUGGCCUUGGACCACGUGAACGAACAUGACAGUGUGCUGCGGAACUACCGGCUGCAUAUGUGGUGGAACGACACUGAGUGCAACGCAGCGGUGGGAGUUAAGUCCUUCUUCGACAUGAUGCACUCGGGCCCUCAUAAGCUGAUGCUGUUCGGUGCCGCCUGUACCCACGUCACGGACCCCAUAGCCAAGGCUUCCAAGCACUGGCAUCUUACGCAGCUCUCCUACGCAGACACUCACCCCAUGUUCACGAGAGAAGCCUUCCCCAACUUUUUCCGCAUCGUACCCUCCGAGAAUGCCUUCAACAUGCCCCGCAUCAGACUACUCCAGCACUUUAACUGGACGAGGGUCGGGACUAUCUACCAGAAUGAACCGAGAUAUGCACUGGCACACAACGACCUAAUCUCCGACCUGGACAACCACGAGAUAGAGAUCCUGGAGCAGCAGAGCUUCGCGUCAGAAGUCAAGUCCGCGCUCGCCAAGCUCAAGGAGAAGGACAUAAGGAUCAUUUUAGGGAACUUCAACGAGACCUGGGCUAUGGAGAUUUUUUGUGAAGCUUACAAACUCGAGAUGUACGGACGUGCGUACACCUGGCUUCUCCUCGGCACCUACACCCCAAAAUGGUGGAAGCGCCACGCUCCCUGCUCCAAGCGGGACCUCACCACAGCACUGGACACUGCCAUCCUCACGGAUCUCCUGCCACUGUCCACUACUGGGCAGAUGACUGUCUCCGGCAUUAGCCCUAAAGAGUACCAAGUCGAAUACGACAGGAGAAGAGGCGCUGAAUAUUCCAGAUUCCAUGGCUACACUUAUGAUGGAAUUUGGGCCAUGGCGCUGGCUAUCCAGACGGUGGCACAGCGGGUGAAGCUCCGAUAUAAAGAGAAGACAGUCUUGGACUUCAGGUAUCGGGAUAAGGAAUGGGAGCAGUUAUUCCUGGACGCUCUUAGCAACGUCACAUUUGAGGGGGUCACGGGCCCAGUCCGCUUCCACAACAAUGAGCGGAAAGCCUCCAUUCUGCUGAAACAGUUCCAAGGUGAUGAAUUUGGGGAAGUGAAAAUAGGGGAGUACUGUGCGGAGCGAGAUCAUCUUGAUCUUACCAAUGGACAGAUGUUCAAAUGGUUCGGGAAGAACCCUCCAAAAGAUCGCACGCUGCUCCUCAUCGAGCACACCCAGGUCAACAUCACCAUCUACUCAUUCCUGGUCUCCUGUUCCGUCAUCGGUAUUAUCCUCGCCAUCGGUUUCCUGGCCAUGAACAUACAUUACAGGGAUCAGAGGUACAUCAAGAUGUCCUCACCGCACCUCAACAACCUCAUCAUCAUCGGCUGCAUGUUGACUUAUCUAAGCGUCAUCUUCCUCGGCCUCGACUCCAGCCUCAGCAGCAUAGGUCUUUCUCAGGAACCCCAGCGUGGAGCCGCGUUCCCCUACAUCUGCACGGCGCGAGCAUGGUUACUUAUGGCCGGUUUCAGCUUGGCCUUCGGCGCCAUGUUCUCCAAGACUUGGAGAGUGCACUCCAUCUUCACGGACGUCAAGCUCAAUAAAAAGGUGAUCAAGGACUAUCAGCUGUUCAUGGUGGUGGGCGUGCUGCUCUGCGUGGACUUCGCCAUCAUGAUCACCUGGCAGGUCUCCGACCCCUUCUACCGUGCCACCAAGCGGAUGGAUCCUGUGCCACACCCGACGAGCGAGGACAUUGAAAUUGUUCAAGAGAAUGAAUACUGUCAGUCAGAGCAGAUGAACAUCUUCAUAGGAAUCAUCUAUGCUUACAAGGGACUUCUGUUGGUGUUCGGCGCUUUUCUGGCUUGGGAAACGCGGCACGUGUCCAUCCCAGCACUCAACGACUCUAAACACAUCGGUUUGUCCGUCUACAACGUGCUGAUCGUGUGCAUUACUGGAGCUCCGCUCGCUUUGGUAUUGGCAGACCACAAAGACGCUCUAUUUGUUCUCAUCGCUAUAUUCAUUAUUUUCUGCACAACGGCAACCCUAUGCCUCGUUUUUGUUCCUAAGCUAUUAGAGCUCCGUCGUAACGGCCAGCCCGGUACGGCACAGUCCCGGAUCCGUGCCACGCUCCGUCCGGCGUCCACGCACGAGUGUCGGAGUCCGGGACCGGAACUGGAACGGAAACUGAAGGAGCUCCGACAAUACAACAAUCGGUACCGGAGGACGUUGCAGGCUAAAGAAAACGAACUACAGAUGUUACUUAGCAAGUUGGGCAGCGAUGCUGGCUCCGAAUCAUCCACAACCAAGGACUCUAGAUCCCCAGCGGCAAUGACAACCAAGCUCCCACUGCCAAAGGAAAAUAUUAGCCAUCCAGAAACGAGUGAUAUAACAUCGGUAUGCAGCCUCAGCGCAUCAGCAGGCGCAGAGGCUGAAUACAUCAAUCUACAGAAUCAAGUGAACGAAAAAACAAAAGCAUCAGCUCCUCCAGAGCCAGUCAAAGAAAUCCUCAAAGAAACCCCUAAAGAGCCAAAGAAGGAGCCAACCAAGAAUGUCUCCUUCAAGAACCACCUGGACUACACCAGCCCACCGUCGUCCAAGGCUGUCCCUGAGAAGGAUCAGCUCGCCAAGCUGCCUUAUGGGUGGACGGCUGAGGUGAGAAUGGAACCCUCCGAACCCGCCCCUAAGUCCUCACUCAAGCAAGAACCAGUGCGUGCUGAGGCCAAGACGGUUCCAGCCCUUAAGCCAAGUGAUACCCCUACUGCCAAGUCCGUGCCGGCUAAGGUGCAAGAGCCUAUGUAUACAAAGGCUGCUACACCAAAGAUUAAUAAGACACCAGAACUUCAGAAGAAGCAAAUGAAAACCCCCGAGCCCAAAACACCUCCUCGAGACAUGAAGCCGAGGGGCCACCGACGCAUGUCCAGUGUCAGUGGAGCCCUGCUUACGGACAUCAUGCACGUGUCUGUGGACCAGGAUGAUCUAGAACCGCCGCCUGGCAUGGAGAGAAAGGUCAUAGGGCAAGAAAGAGACCCACCAGUGCCUCCUAAACCUAAACAAGAACCUGAAGACAUACUAGAUAUAGACGCAGACUACUCCACAGCAGAACGAAAGAAAGCUUGUCAAAGAAGAGACUCUGAAAGGAGAAAGAAAGAGUUCAUAGUAGUGCAGAGCGACCUGUGGGACACGAACACCUUUCAAUACACGUGUCAAAAGUCACCACCAGGAAAGACUGAAACCGGCCACCAUCACUCUCCGAUGCAGAGAAGUGUGUCAGAGAAGAGCCGACAGCAGUCUUCACCUCAUCAUCAUAGGGAGGUUGAUAGCAGGAAUUUGGAAAGAAGAGCUUCCAAUGCUUCCAUAAAUUAUGGUACCACGAGAGGCGGAACACCUGAAGGGUACCGAGAAGCGGAGACUCUUCGAAUGACUGACCGGCUAGCGAAGCGCCGAGGGUCAGAAUUCCCGCAACCAGUGAGCACGCCCCCGCUUCAGAGCCAGAGUAAACGAAGGCAGUCUUCAGCUCAAGUAAAAAGUUAUCAAGAAGAAAAGCAAGAUAGGCCAGAAAAGUCUGAAACACCUCGAAGACACGACGAUAUACCUAGAAAACCUCUCCCUGAACAUCAGGAGAACGACUGGAGACCAGACCCAGACACGAUACGAGUUACAAAGUCGCAAGACUCCCCAGCGAAGAGACUACGGCACGAGGCAGAACCCCUAAAACGGGCGAAAGGGGUUGGAGAUUCGCCGAGGUUGACGCAGGCGCACACGCCGAGGCCAGACCAUCAUAAGAGCAGCCCUAACGUCGCGUCUAGGCAUAAAUCAGGUUCACCAAACAAACGCGAAGAGCGCAAAUCCGCAACGUACGGCCGCAGCGACUCCAAACGCCAGGACUCCGUUGACCAACGAAAGAUGUACACAGCAAGCUCAGAGUCCGAACUUUUCGAGUGCGCAAUCUUACCCAUUUUCCACAAACUACUCACAGAGCGGCACAAGAGUCAACCCCAUAGUCUCAACCUCACCUAUGGCGUCAGCUGCCCUAACAUCUCGAUAAAAUGCGACAUAGUUGAAUAUUUGUAAGUAGCCGUUUUAGGUUUAGGACAGGAACAAUAUUGUAUCUGCGUUGAAUUCGAUUUCAAUGUUAACAACUUUAAAACUGUUCAUAUCUCAAAUGUCAAUUGUAAUAGAGACAAGACUCAUAAUAAUUUCCCAGAAGAAUAGUUGACAAAAUAAUAAUUUAUUCUGAUUGGGUUUUGAUGCGGAUUUGCGGAACCCUAACCCCUGACACUGACACAAUUUUGACAGUUCAGUAGUGUUGCCACAUUGACAAAGAUUAGUAGGAAUAGUAGAACAGGCGUAGGUAUUUUCUAAAUAUUUAAGUCGGU
Molecule: messenger RNA, 4933 nt
Organism: Cydia amplana
Lineage: Eukaryota; Metazoa; Arthropoda; Insecta; Lepidoptera; Tortricidae
Gene: GABA-B-R2
Product: gamma-aminobutyric acid type B receptor subunit 2
Exons: 32
Coding region: 453-4628 (1391 amino acids)
Biological process (GO): G protein-coupled receptor signaling pathway; gamma-aminobutyric acid signaling pathway
Cellular component (GO): membrane; G protein-coupled receptor heterodimeric complex
Molecular function (GO): G protein-coupled GABA receptor activity
Source: RefSeq, a predicted model, not a curated record